AUGAGUAGAAUUCAUAAAACAACUCAACAACAAGGAUUACAUCAUCAUGUCCAUCAAAUAACCCCAACAAUCCAUAAUCAUACCUCUAUAGAAACUACAUUCCAUUCGGAAUUAUUAUUACUUGAUCAAUUAUUUGAUCAUCAACAAAUGAUUCAUUAUUUAUUUAAUAAAAAUACAUUUUGUUUAAAUGAUUCUAAUCUAUGGACAAUUGAAUGGUUACAACAAUAUUUAGAUAUAUUAACAGAAUUUGGACAAUUAUUAUUAAAAUGUAAUAAAAAUAGUACUACUAUUCAUAUACAUAUUGAUGAUAUCCUACCUAUAACACGUUUAUGGCAUAGUUACUUAGAAACAAGUUUAAUCUCAUAUCCUAUAGAAAGUAGAAUGCUUGAUCAUGAUCAAAAUAUCAAACAAAAAAUCAAUUUUACAUGGGAUAUGUAUAUUGUAUUACAUAAACCUAAUCAAUGUCAAUUAAGAUCAUAUUUAUUAAAUAAUCAAUCAAUAAUCAAUCAUAUACCAAAUUAUUAUUAUCUUACUAUACCAUCAUUAAUCAAUAUAGAGAAAAUGGAAUCAACUAUGGAAUCAUAUAAAAAACAAGAAAUCAAUGAUCCAUAUGAAUCAAUUCGUAUGACGGAUCAUUUUUUAUUGAAUAAUCAAUUAUUAGAUCAAUGGGAUUUGAUUUCACCAAUGAAAAUAUGUCAAUUAUUAUUUUCUAUAGUUGUAUUUGAUUUAAAUAGUAUAGGUCUUAAUUCAUUUUAUUAUAAUUCUAAAUUAUGGAAAACUCAAUAUACUAAUCAUUUAACACAUAAAAUACAAAUCAAUAAAAAUAAUCAUUUAUUAUCCAUAUCAAAUAUUGAUUCUAAUCAUAAUAUAAAUAAAUCAGAAUCAAGUUAUCAUUCUUCAGUUACUAUGCCAAAUAUUUUAAUUAUAAUUUUAUUAAAUUUAAUUCAAUUUAAUGAUUUAUUAUAUAAUACAAAUUUAUUACAAAUAUUUAAUAUUAAAAAUAUGAUUGAAUUAUAUUUACAAUUAAUUGAUGAACAAUCAAAUCAAUUAAUAAUCAAAAAUCAAUAUUAUCCAAAUGUAAUCAAUAAUAGAAAAAAAUCAAUAAUUGAUUGGCAACAACAAAAAAGUUUAUAUGAAUUAAUGAAUGAUUUAUUAAAAAAAAUGAUUGAUAUAUUACGUAAUAAACAAUUAUUAUCUAUUACUAGCCCAGAAACUAAUUUAUUACAAAUCGAUAAUGAUGAUGUUACAAAUAAAUUGAUUAAUCAAUCAUGUAUAAUAUUAACGACAUGGUAUUCUAAUCCAUUAGAAUUAAAAAAAUUAAUAAUAAAAAAAAUUGAAAUGUUAAAAAAAUUGAUUCAUAAGUUUAAUGAUUUAUAUCCAGAUAAACAAAUUUCAUGAAUGAAUUCAUACAUUGAAUAGACUUAUACUUUUUAGAAGGUAUCUCAACUAUAGAAGUUGUUCAGCUGAUCAUUUCAUGAUGUUUUGUAUUCUUACACUUCUUUAAUUCCAUAUCCUCCUUUUAUAGACAUUAUCUUAGAAACAGAGAGAGAGAGAGAGAGGGGGAGAGAUUAGCCAAUCUCUAUUCUGGAUAUGCAUUUGAUGAGAAAGGGGAGUAAUGGUUCCUUAAAAAAAGAUUCAUUUUUUUGUAUUUUAUUUCAUUAUAGUAGUAAAUUUGUUGGCGGGUUUAUAAAUUUAAAAUAUAUGGAAGGGUUUUUAAA
Molecule: messenger RNA, 1718 nt
Organism: Schistosoma haematobium
Lineage: Eukaryota; Metazoa; Platyhelminthes; Trematoda; Strigeidida; Schistosomatidae
Exons: 3
Coding region: 1-1398 (465 amino acids)
Source: RefSeq, a predicted model, not a curated record